UAGGAAACGGAUCGGAAUCUGGCGAGCCCUCGACCUUUCGCGCGAUUGAUUGAUAGUAUAGCGAGAGGAAAAAAAGAGAGAAAGACUCGGGGUGUUUUUGUGUAUGAGUGUGUCUCCGUGUAUCGGAUGAUCAGGAUUUGUGUGCAUGCACCCUCGUUCCCCUAUUCGUGUGUAGUCCUUCUGGUGGGAUGAUUCGUUCACUAUCCCUUCUGCUGUUUGCCGAGAGAUUGUGAAAAACACUGGAAAAAGUUUGACACUUCGGUUUAAUUAUCUCUGCAUCAUCCGAUGUGAAAACAGUGUUUUGAGUUACUCGGUUCCGGUUUUCCUUUUUUGAUUUGCCCCUCCUGAUCCUUGUCCCAUCCCUGGGAUAGAAAACUGAGUGGUGAAAAUUAUUGGGCUUGGGAAAAAACGAAAACAUUAUGAAGUAAAUUUAGUGCGAUCAUACCCAGUGGUGACAAAUGAUAGCUAAAAUACCAUAUCCUGAUUCCCCUUUUUCGGUCGGUCUCGCAAUGUGCUCCGUGCGGAUUAUGUCGUUGAUUCUUGUUUAUUAUGUUAUGUGUGUGCAAUGAAAAAGGACACUUCUUUAUGAUGAGUUAAUGUCCUUUGUAGUGUUGUAUAGGAAAUCCUGCAAGAAUCGUGCUAAACAUUAAAGACCUGCUCUGUUAAGUGGUGACACAUCGGUGACACAGAAGACGCCAGGAUAUGCAACAGUGGAUAUAAGUGACCAAUGGUGCUGGAAAAAACACUACUCGAGACAAGAUUUCAUCAAAAGUGCUUCGAUAAUAGCUCAGAGGAUUUCUAUUAUGGCGGCUUUUUCGCGUGAGAUAGAACAGUGCUGAAAAAGUUAAUCGAAUCGAUCAGCUGCCUCCACCGCACUCUAUCCCGAGCCGGAGAUGUAAUGGUGGCAAGACCCAAACACCAGUGGUAGUGGAUUUUCUUGGCAUAUUGUAUUUCGAAAGACGAAAAAAAGUGUUAUGUGAGAGUGACGAUUAGAAAUAGUCAAAACUGUUUGCGGUGAAAUAACGUUCUGGUAGACACUUUACAAAGUUGAAUGAAACAGAAGUUUGUGAGAAGUAAGUUCUCCUCAAAUCAGUGCUCUUUACAAUAAAAUGGUCAGCUCAACCAUCACGCUAGAUAAGAAAUCAUCGUCAUCAUCUUCAUCGUCAGCAGCAGCAGCAGCUUUAGCAGCAGCGGCACAGGCUUCCACAGAGCAGAAUAGUAACAGCAGCAUCAUUUCGAUUUCGUUAAACGCUAACGCCAGCACUAACGGCACCGCUUGCAGUGAGCCUUCCUCAUCGACGUCCGCUUUAAAUUUAAGUGAGCAGAAAAUUUCUAUUCUCUUCCCAAAAUGCAAGCCUAGGGCAGUCGAGCAUUAUCCAUCGAACACUUCUAGUUGCAGUGUUAAUAAUAACAACAGUAGUAGUAUUAAUAAUAUGAGCACAAUAAUAGCGAACAACAAGUCGGACAUUACGAGUACCUCGUCCUCGCUGACCACGCCCACGUCGCUUUCGUCGUCGUCUUACACGCUCAAUUGCAAGUCCUACGGCGGAAUGGACUCAUUUCGGGGCAAUGGUACCAAUAGUGUCUCCGGUGGCGGGGGUUCGGCAUACGAACAGUCAGGGGGUAAGACGGACAUUGGCUCACGGAUGAACAACAACAACAACCACUAUGAAAGUAACCUUUCCGGUAGACACGGUAGUGCAGUGGACAAGUAUAGCUUCUACUAUAACAACCAACCGCCGCCGCUUUCGACGUCACCAACUGAAAAUCACGUCAACACCGGUAAUAGUAGCCAGUUCCUUCCCUCAGACGAGGAAGAGGAGCAGGACCAUUUGCGGGAGAAACCCUAUAAUCGCCACAGUUAUUACACUAGUCGCCAGUCACUCUACUACAAUAAUCUUUCAAAGCAAGACCCGGGCACACCGAGUAGUUCUCGGUACCAUUGGGACGUAUCGCCUAGCAGUGCACUUACCUAUUCAACGCCUAUUUCGUCUACGGUCGCUUCUUCGGCCGUAAAGCGCUCAUCGCUCAAAUCUUCGUACGCAAAAGUUCUUCAAUCUCCGCUAGAGGACGAGAGUGACGUGGAGGAUAAGCUUAAGUACUUCAAUUAUCAAAAUGAGAUGCACAACAACAGCAAGAAUGUGGCCAAACCGGCUACGACUGUCGACAGGUCCAACCUGAUGGGUGGGAUUUACAGCAACUACAAGACCAACGAAAUGAUCGUUUUCAGCGACAUAGACGAAGAACGGCAGCGUGUUCAACAGCACCAGCAGCAGCAUCAACGUGGUGGUGAGGGUGGUGACCACAAGCACAGCACCGUUGGUGUAGGACUCUGCGUUUCCACCGUUGAUGACAGUCUGGAUGACGGGAUAACCACCAUUCACCACCACCGGCACCACCAGCAGCAGCAGCAACUGCUGCAAGAUAAUGGCGGUAAUGGCACCAACGGGAAUAACAUUUCGACCAGCAGCAAAACGGAGGAAAGCAUCGCGCACAAAACAAUGACCGCGGCGUCCAGCUCGGGAUCCAAUAUUAUGGAGUACGAAGGUUCGCCGCGGAGGUUCGGGUUGAAUCUGAACGACGACAGCUCGUCCUACUACAUCCCGUCCAGCUUCAAGCUCAACCUGACUUCCCCGUCACUACUGACACCGCCACGGCCGGGCUUCCCGCAGCGUAUAAUACCAUCGACCAAUCACAGUAGUACGAGCGCUGCCACAACUCCCACACCGACCGGCUGUAACAACAGCAACAGUAGCAGCCAUAAUUACCACCCGACGCGGUCACCCACACUGCUGGAGCAGGUCAGUUCCGGACUGAACAGUUCGGUGACCUUCGAUGCCAAUGCACUGCUGAGUGAGUUUGACGCCAAACGUGCCGCCGUGAGUGCGAGUACGAUUAGUGGCAACAACAACAGUAAUUCGACUCCACCGACCGAGCAGCCGGGGCUCAAUGUGAUACGGCUUGAGAGUGACUAUCGCCGUGGCGAUGAGUUCGAGCGACAGGGGGACAUCGCUAGGAAACGAUCUUCGCCGGAAAGUAAACCCUCGCUGGGACUGACCUGUACCACGGCAGAUGAUAAUCCGACUCUGGGAGCUGGUUCCUUCACGACGCCCAUUACCGCCUCGUCUACGUUCGAUUAUCUGUACGAGUUUUCCGAGACGCGCAAGGUGCUGGAGGAGUUUUUCAAGUGUCCCACCACCGAGGACGUGGAGCGGGCCUUCGAGAAGUUCAGUGACUACAACGAGAGCGGAGACGAUGUCGAGAGUUUGGACAUCCAAUAUGAGUAUCCGGCCGAACUGGACGGUAAAGCACUGGAGACGACCUACAUUGGGACCGCCGGCUCGGAGCAGCAAAAUACAAUGAUGACCAAUCCGAAUGAUGGUUGCGGUGGGGGUGGUGGUGGUAUAGGUUUGAGCAGUAGGCUUUCAGAGAACGCAGCAAAUGCAACAACGCGUACAUCGCCAAUCAAUAAUAAUAAUAACCGAGACGCCGACGGUGAUGUUGACGACGAGGUAAUCAUCAACGACGCGGAAGAGCUGGAUAACGGCGUCGAGGAUGGCGACGAGGAUGAUGAGGAGGAAGAAGACGAUGAGGACGAUGUGGAGGGAGGGUUUGGAAGUAAUUUAAAAUAUAUGAUCAACAUGAAAAGUAAACCACGGAUUAAAAACGGGUACAGCAGUUUUCGGAAGAAGAAACAGGAGAAAAAGAUGGCGAGUGGUGGUGGUGGUGGCGGCGCGAAUGUGUUGCCGGGAAACGCCACCGUUUCCGGCGGGAUAUGCGAUGAUAACGAAGAAGAGGACGAGGAAGAGAUCGAUAUUUACAGCGCCAAUCAUUACCAUCACAGUUUUCACCUGCAACAUCAGCGAUUGAAGCAACAAACUCAGGAACAGCAGCAGUCGAAUUUGAGCAGCGUGCGUCAGCAACAGCAGCAGCAGCAGCAAUAUCAGGACCAGGAACGAAAUUUCAGCAUCUACUUGGACCCUGGCAGUCGCGCCAGCAGUUGCGAUAUAAUUAACGAGAGCAACCUUGAACCAUCGCAGUUCAUAACCAAUGGCAAUUGGAAGAAAAUGAAGAGCAACGGCGGUGGCAACGGAAAGAAAUCCCUGUCCCGUCGGCACAGCAAGAACUUUAACUACUCACCGGAUACGACCGAUUACGAGAGCAAUUGCGGUGAUUACGAUAGCGAAAUUUCACUCAAGUACGGCAGUGACUUCAAUAUGAUGACUAACGGCGGAAACGGAAUUAUGUGCGAUGAACCUGCUAAUGGCGUUGUUUCCAGUUCCCAGCAGCAGCCCAUGGGCCACAACUCAACCGCAACGAUCAACGAGGGGAUGAACAAUGGUCCGCCACCGUCCGCUGGAGGAGGUAAUAAUUAUUCACGGUACUACACGAGCAUGCCGGUGCUCGAGGAUGGCCUCUCGAGUGGUCACGUCUCCGACACGGAAAAUAACAAUCCCGCUAUCUUGCCCACGCCCGAUUUGAUUAAUAGUAGCCACAAGCUGCUACCGGCGGCCACCAAUGCGUACAAUAUGCUCACUUCUUCCCCGGGUCAUCCAGUGAAGUCUAUAAACUCUUCACCGGUGAUAAAUAGCCACAAAAACAACAACAGCAACAAUAAUAAUAAUAAUAAUAAUAUUGAUGCACUGUAUGGGAACAACGGUUACCGGAUGAACGGUGCCCCGGGCGGUCUCAAUGCGAGUGCAAUUCAGAACAACAAAAUCUUCAAGAAUCGUGAUCCGGAGUUGGAGUCUCUGUAUACCAUAAACACCAUUCAAUCAACGCCUCCUCCGCCAGCGCCUGCCCCACACCGGAAGUCAUCGAUCGAUUGUGAACCCCAAGCGACUCUGCAGCAGCUACACAACCAGCAAACCGCAACUGACGUUCAGGCAGCCCUCAAAGAUAUACGCACUUGUCUGCAGCGCAAUAAAACUCUUGCCUCCCCGACGCAACCCCAACAGGGUUGCCAAAUGAUGCAACUACAACAUCAACAACAACAGCAGCAACAGCCACCCCAGCAGCAAACCACCGUGAAGAACUACGACAAGCAUACGACGAUGACAUCCGACAAGCUGGAAUCGCCAGUUCCUUCCAUUUCGCCGGUGUGGAUACCUCGCUCGCGCGACAAUAAACUAGUGGCACUCUCUCCAACUCCGGUCAACAGUUCUUCCCCGGGGCUGUUGCUACCAACGACGCCCACUACCGGCGGUCCGAACGAGAGGUCCGCAAACAAGGCAACAGAAAAAGACUCUCUGCUGCAUGGAACCAGCUCGAAGAAUCUAAGUGCUCUUGAUGACGAAGAGGAUCCCGAUACGGAUCUGGAGACUGAUAGAUUGCUGGGCCACCAGCGGUUGGACGAUCAAGGCUUCUAUGAUGACAAUAGCAAAAGUUGGUCCGAUCGGAAGACGACCCGAUCAUUGCUGCACAAGCUAUCUCCCAAACAGCAAACGGGAGCUGUGCCUGGCAGUGGCAGUGGAAGUACACUGUACGGCAACAAACCAACCAACCAAGGUUCGCUACUACGACAAGGCCUUUCGACGCUGCUAUCACCCACAAGUGCCAUGAUGGCUGCCCAACCACAAGUCAGCUCCCUGCCAGAAAUCGUGACUUCCAGCAAAGCCUCACCGGCCCUGCUUGGGGGGAAUGGAAACGGUCAGAGCCAGAACCUUAGCAUCAACAACAGUGGAAAUCUGAUCAAUUUGAGUGGUCCGAAUGAAACAUGUACAGUUUCGCCGGAUCAAAGUCACCAGACAUCACCGAUCAAGCUGGAAAAUAAGACCAAUGAAAGCGUCAGCCCGAAUGGAUCGAACAAUUCCAAGUCCGACACCGAUAAGAAGAAAAAAGGAAAGAACAAGGAGGUUCUUAUCGAAGGAGUUCUUUUCCGAGCCCGGUACUUGGGUUCUACCCAAUUAGUGUGUGAGGGUCAGCCAACUAAAUCCACGCGAAUGAUGCAAGCAGAGGAAGCAGUUUCCCGAAUCAAGUCUCCCGAUGGCGAACCCCAACCUAGCACCGAGGUGGAUUUAUUCAUUUCGACCGAGAAGAUCAUGGUGUUAAACACCGAUCUGAAGGAGAUCAUGAUGGAUCACGCGCUGCGUACAAUCUCCUACAUAGCGGACAUUGGCGACCUGGUAGUGCUGAUGGCACGGAGACGAUUCGUUCCGCAGGAUGUUGAUUCUGGGGACUCCGGCGGUGGCGGCGGUGGUAACAACACCAGCGGAGGUAACCUGUCGGGAACGAGUCAAACGGGCGCAACGCCACCGCAAAAGAGCACCACCGGUGGUCCGAAGGGCAAUCGAACGCCGAAGAUGAUUUGCCAUGUGUUUGAGAGUGAGGAGGCCCAGUUUAUUGCUCAAUCGAUCGGACAAGCCUUCCAGGUGGCCUACAUGGAGUUUCUGAAGGCGAACGGAAUUGAGGAUCACAGUUUCAUGAAGGAGAUGGACUACCAGGAGGUGCUCAACAGUCAGGAGAUUUUCGGUGAUGAACUUGAGAUCUUCGCAAAGAAAGAGCUACAGAAGGAGGUCGUCGUUCCUAAGGCGAAGGGCGAGAUAUUGGGGGUAGUUAUCGUUGAGUCUGGCUGGGGAUCGAUGCUACCGACGGUAGUAAUUGCUAAUUUAGCCUCGUCUGGAGCGGCGGCACGCUGUGGCCAGUUGAAUAUAGGAGAUCAAAUAAUCGCCAUCAAUGGACUGAGCUUGGUGGGAUUGCCUCUGUCCACCUGUCAAGGUUACAUAAAAAAUACCAAAAACCAGACAGUGGUAAAAUUUACAGUGGUGCCCUGCGCUCCGGUCGUGGAGGUGAAAAUCAAACGACCUAAUACUAAGUACCAGCUAGGAUUCAGCGUACAAAAUGGAGUGAUUUGUAGCUUGCUGCGAGGGGGAAUUGCCGAACGAGGUGGCGUUCGGGUAGGCCAUAGGAUCAUCGAGAUCAACAACCAGAGCGUUGUAGCAGUUCCUCAUGAGAAGAUUGUAAAUUUGUUGGCUACAUCAGUUGGAGAGAUCCUGAUGAAAACAAUGCCAACGUCUAUGUUCCGCCUGCUGACCGGUCAGGAAAAUCCAGUAUACAUCUAAACCCACGCAUCAUAGAAACCAUUGUUUGUUUUUGAUUGUUUCUGCUUCUCUUUUCUUUUAUUUGUGCUGGACAAGAUUUUUCACUUUUCAUACAGAAUAAACAAAAUACAUACUAAUAACUAAAGGAAAAUAAUAAUAAUAAUAAUAAUAAUAUGAUAAGCAUAAAUUCUACUAUUCAACUGUGAGAUUCUACUAAGACGAAGCGAGAGAACAAAUUGUGUUAUCUACUCUUACAAAUGAGACGAGAUGUAAUGUGUGAGAAUGCAGAUGAUGAUAAACUUGUAUUGGAAUUAAUUCACGCCUUGGCCUUGCAGUUAUAAUUGAAUACAACAACAAGAACAACAACAACCACGAAAGUGAAAGUGUCGAACCUAAGAACUAAGAAUUCGUUUCUUUCCAUAGAAUGUGAAAAAGAUACACAGUCACGGCUUUUUGUACUAGGAUGAGCGAACACUAAGUAAGUAAAGUGAAGCAUACAAAUAAAAAAAUAGUGGAUAACUGAAAAAACAACAACAACAAAAACUACGCCGUGCAAUGCUAACCAAAGAAAACAUUAAUAAUGAAGAGAAUGCUUUGAGGAGAAUUAGCGAACAGAACAAAAAUUAAACCAAAAAUUGAAAAGGUCACAUACACUAUCACACAAACGAAAAGGAAAACAUAUAUAUUUUUUGAAAUUGUUUAACGAUAACCCGAACUUAUCGAGACGGUGAAAAAAACUGAUUAUUUCAAUUUCGAUAACUGAAAUAGACCUUUGGCGAAUUGUAAAAAAAAGUGUAGUUCUGGAAAACAAAUCAAAGCGGAACGUGCGCAACAAUAGUUCGAUCAACAGAAACAUGCGCCCAUAUUGAAUUCCGAAUUCCGAGCGUUUGACAGGGAUUCGAAAAACGCAAGCAAACAAAGAAUUGGUUCAUUUACAUGCCAACUCACUGCUUCUUCUCUACUCAAAACUAUCCUUUCCCAUAGUUGACAGAGUUUCUAUUAUAUUUUUCUAAGCGAUUUGUACCGCUCCGAAUUUCUUCUUAGUAGCAGAGAUGUAAACCUGAAUAGUGCACACUAACAGAUGAAAGUCCAUAUAUUGUAAAUCAUCUCUACGCGUUUAUACGGUGCGAGCAGAAGGAUGAAAAUGAAGCUUUUUGAUAUAUAGGUUAUAUAUAUAUGUACAUGUAGAUAGGUUUUGCUGAAUCAGGAUAGUAGACAGAAACACAUUAGACCGUCCCUGAGAAUAAAAUAAAAAAAAUCAGAACCACAGAAGGUAUAGAAAGCCACCCUUUUCCCUUAUAGAAUCAAUCGAGCUAGAAUCAAAAUAAAGAAAAUCUACUGUUUUGUUGAUAAUUAUGAUGCUUACAACUCACAAUCGCUUCUUUGCUAACAUAUCAGCUGCUGGGAGCGACUUUUGAUAGUUUCGGAAUCUUUUUCAACAAAUUUCUUUUGUCAUAUAUAAAAAAUAAAGUGUGUGAUUCCAAUUAACCUGCAUUUUAGAGCGAAAGAAAACUAUUUACAUAGAUUGAAUCGAACCACACCUAACAUGCUUUUGCCUGAUAAUCAACCGAAAGUCCGUAAUUGUUACUCUUGUGUGCUUGGGCUCUACUGUAAACAGAGAGUGAUUAAAGCGCCUUUUCCUUUCUUUGACGCAUUUAUGUCGAUGUAGAAAUGUGCUUCAUUUAACCACACCUAUUGUACCGUCUAAAUGUCCUGUUUGAAUGAAUGUUUUCAUUUUAUAGAAAUCAACCAAAUACAAACAAAAAAAAAAACACAGUAAAAUUAUUGUACGAUCAUCAUCGGAAUGCGGAAAACUAAUUUUCAGGAAGAAGAUAGCAACAUAAACAAACGACAGUCGUCCCCUAUGUAGUAGAACAAAAACAAAAUAAUAAAACAACAAAAGAGAAUCCCUAACAAAAAUGCACUUUUUAUGCGCCACUCACCCGCCCGCUAUAGGAUCAAAGGAAACAACAAACUCUCAACAGAUAGUCUAGAAAUAAUCAUAGUUUAUCAAUUAUUUAAAUCUUAAUGAACAGACAUAAUGAAAAAAUCAGACAAACAAACAAAAGAAUUAGUCUGCUGAUGAUACAAACGACAAGAAGUAUUUACAACACUAUUGAAGCAAAAGAGGGAAUGCAAACAAACGCAGUUUAUCCGUUCGCGACGAACAGCGCGAACAUUUGGCAAGUGAUAUUGUACUGAAAAAGGUCUUUGAACAAAGGUGUGCUUUGGGAUCAGCUGAGGGAAAAAACAAACGAGCAUCGCGAGGGAGUAGAAUACGCACUCGAUGUCCGCACUAAUUCAGAAAAACACAAAAAACACAAGCAACAAGCAGGCAAAUGAGAAACUAGCGAACAAAACUAGAAACUACUGAGGCGAAGAAAGAGAGAGAGAGAGUGCGACGUUUAAAAAAAAAUUGUGGAAGGAGGAAUGGAUAAUGAAACAAAACACUAAUGUAAUUAUUGCUAAAUAAAACUAUAACACCUAUUACGGGAAAUGUAUAUUUAUUCCAAUAACAA
Toxorhynchites rutilus septentrionalis is the source of this 9559-nucleotide messenger RNA. RefSeq lists its product as uncharacterized. NCBI's taxonomy places the organism in Eukaryota, Metazoa, Arthropoda, Insecta, Diptera, Culicidae. Gene Ontology annotation, biological process: chemical synaptic transmission. The record is from RefSeq and is a predicted model, not a curated record. The coding region runs from base 1110 to 7061 and encodes 1983 amino acids. The transcript has 10 exons. Gene Ontology annotation, molecular function: protein binding. Gene Ontology annotation, cellular component: plasma membrane; cytoplasm; dendritic spine.